Lipotes vexillifer (Yangtze River dolphin) is the source of this 1082-nucleotide messenger RNA. RefSeq names its product potassium two pore domain channel subfamily K member 7 (gene KCNK7). The transcript has 3 exons. Lineage: Eukaryota; Metazoa; Chordata; Mammalia; Artiodactyla; Lipotidae. Gene Ontology annotation, biological process: stabilization of membrane potential; potassium ion transmembrane transport. Bases 3 to 926 code for a protein of 307 amino acids. The record is from RefSeq and is a predicted model, not a curated record. Gene Ontology annotation, cellular component: plasma membrane. Gene Ontology annotation, molecular function: potassium ion leak channel activity; outward rectifier potassium channel activity.
CCAUGGGGACUCUGAGGCCCUGGGCCCGAUACGGGCUACUGGUUGUGGCCCACCUGCUAGCCCUGGGGCUUGGGGCUGCAGUGCUCCAGGCCCUGGAGGGGCCUCCAGCACUCCAGCUCCAGGCCAACCUCAGGGCUGAGCUGGCCACUUUCCAGGCGGAGUACAGGGCCUGCCUGCCACCCAGGGCACUGGAAGAGCUGCUGGGCACCGCCCUGGCAGCCCAGGCCCACGGGGUUUCCAGCCUGGGCAAUGGCUCCCAGGCCAGGAACUGGGAUCUGCCCUCAGCCCUACUCUUCACUGCCAGCCUCCUCACCACCACAGGUUAUGGCCACAUGGCCCCACUAUUGGCAGAUGGAAAGGCCUUCUGUGUGGUCUACACGGCCCUGGGGCUGCCAGCCUCCUUAGCACUUGUGGCUGCACUGCGCCACUGCCUGCUGCCUCUGCUCAGCCACCCGGGUGCCUGGGUAGCCAUCCAUUGGCAGCUGACGCCGGCCACAGCUGCGCUACUGCAGGCAUCUGGACUGGGCCUGCUAGUGGCUGGUAUCUUCGUGCUGCUGCCAGCACUGGUGCUGUGGGGUCUGCAGGGCGACUGCAGCCUGCUGGAGGCCAUCUACUUCUGCUUCAGCUCACUCAGCACCAUCGGCCUGGGGGACCUGCUGCCUGGCCGCGACCAUGGCCUGCAUCCAGUGCUUUACUACCUUGGCCAGUUCGCACUUCUGGGUUACUUGCUCCUGGGGCUCCUGGCCAUGCUGCUGACUGUGGAGAUGUUCUUGGAGCUGCCCCAGGUCCGUGCCAUGGUGAAGUUCUUCAGGUCCAGGGGCCCUCUGAACGCUGAGGACGAAGGUGGCAUCCUAGGCCAGGAUGAACUGGCUCUGAGCACCCUGCCACCCUCAGCAGCAGCCCCAGAACGGGCCCCAGCUUGCUGACAGAUGUCAGUGAUGGAGUUGAGCUCCUUUCAGGUGGAGGAGCCUGAGGAGGAAGCCAUCGGGAGUGGCUGGGAAAGCCACUAGGGGUGGGAGGGGAAGGGAUGGAUGUGAGGACCUCAGGGAAUAAUGUGUUAAUAAAAAAUAAAAUGGGCAACA